UGUGUCUUUCAACCAGGUACAUCUACCUCUAUAUUUUCGCUCUCAAACUCUAUAUGAAUCUUUAUCGUGUAGCUCUCUAGCUUAUUUCAGUUAGUAGCACACUGCUAUGUUCUGAAUUCUCUUUGUUUCACUCUGUGUUUCAACGCUACAUUCUUAUUUAGAAUAUACGUUGAUUCUUACAUGGUUCGUGUCUGUUGAGAUUUAUGUCAUCAAUUUGAUCUGGGUACUGUUCAUUUUUGUUGAUUUCAUAUAGUUUGAGGUGGAAUUCAAGUAUGCUCUGUUUCUCGAGAGACCAAAUGCGUGUUUUGGACAUAGAUUUAGUGUUGGCAUACCCAUGUAGGUGUGUGUAUGUAUAUGUAUUCAGGUCCCCUUGUUACAAUAUGGAUAUUAUUAAUUUACCCAUUAUCGUUGUGAAUUGUCUGCAAUUGUUUUUGUUGGGGGUGGUGAGAAGGAGCAGAGGCUUUUGUUCUGCUGCUUGGUGUUCUUCUACUUUUUUUUUUUUUUCACAUUUUGCCCUGAAUGGUUUGCUUUGUAUGACUUUAUGAUUUAAAUAUAGUCAUUUUCUCGUAAAUUUAUUAUCGGAGUCGGUAUUUGUACAUAAGGAUGAAAGGAUUAGUUGUUAUUUGUAAUUUUGGGUUUUAGGUUUGUUAGGACAUUCGUAUAUGUGGUUAUUGGUACCCCUUAUCUGAAUUUACGCCUUCGUGAGGGUGUUGAUUCUUUUAUUUACUAUGUUUCUGGGCUAUCUUGUUACUCCUAUUGAGUAAAACCGAGUAUAUCCAAGCAAUACUUUCUAUUGGGUUAGGGUUUGUUUUGUUUCUCUUUGUAGUAUUUUUUAAUUUCGAAUUGUAGCAUCAAAAUUUGUUUUGUUUCUCUCCUUAGUAUUUAUUAAUGUCGAAUUGUGGCAUCAAAGUUUCAUUUUAUAGUCACAUUGGUCACGAUCUUGUGAUUUCAUUUUUUACUCGUCUUAAACCUUGUUUAUGGUAAAAUUGCUUGUGGAUUGAGUCAACUGUAGUUGUCCCAUCUCAUUUUGUAGAAUGUUCUUGUGACCUGGGCUUCUUAUCUUUCUUGCAUUGUCAUAACCGUUCCUUUUCAACCCCCAUCCACACAAAUAUCAAUGUUUGUUUAUUUUUAAGGAUGGUUUGCUGAUAAUGCCCUCACCAUUUUUUGUAUACUGAGGUCUACAGAAUGGGAAGUGCGGGUGGAACGGAUUAUGGGGCAUUCACCUAUGAGAACCUCGAGAGGGAGCCCUAUUGGCCCUCGGAGAAGCUCCAGAUUUCCAUCACUGGAGCAGGUGGAUUCAUUGCCUCACACAUAGCAAGGCGUCUAAAGAAUGAGGGACAUUACAUUAUUGCUUCUGAUUGGAAGAAAAAUGAGCAUAUGACCGAGGACAUGUUCUGUCAUGAGUUCCAUCUCGUUGAUCUUAGGGUGAUGGAUACCUGUCUGAAAGUCACAAAUGGGGUUGAUCAUGUUUUUAACCUUGCUGCUGAUAUGGGAGGUAUGGGCUUCAUCCAGUCCAAUCAUUCGGUCAUUAUGUACAACAACACUAUGAUUAGCUUCAACAUGCUUGAGGCUGCCAGGAUCAAUGGAGUUAAGAGGUUCUUUUAUGCCUCUAGUGCUUGCAUUUAUCCUGAAUUUAAGCAGUUGGAUACUAAUGUCAGCCUGAAGGAGUCUGAUGCUUGGCCUGCUGAGCCUCAAGAUGCUUAUGGCUUGGAGAAGCUGGCAACGGAGGAAUUAUGCAAGCACUACACCAAGGACUUCGGAAUUGAAUGCCGGAUUGGACGGUUCCAUAACAUUUAUGGACCUUUUGGCACAUGGAAAGGUGGGAGGGAGAAAGCACCUGCUGCAUUCUGUAGAAAAGCCAUUACUUCCACUGAUAAGUUUGAGAUGUGGGGAGAUGGGCUACAAACCCGAUCUUUCACCUUCAUUGAUGAAUGUGUUGAAGGUGUGCUAAGAUUGACAAAAUCAGAUUUCCGAGAGCCGGUGAAUAUUGGAAGCGAUGAGAUGGUAAGCAUGAAUGAGAUGGCUGAGAUCGUCCUCAGCUUUGAGAACAAGAAACUCCCUAUCCAUCACAUUCCUGGGCCGGAAGGCGUGCGUGGUCGAAACUCAGACAACACUCUUAUUAAAGAGAAGCUUGGUUGGGUCCCUACUAUGAAACUGAAGGAUGGAUUGAGAAUCACAUACUUUUGGAUCAAGGAUCAAAUUGACAAAGAGAAAGCUCGGGGCAUCGAUCUAUCAAUUUACGGGUCAUCAAAAGUUGUUGGAACACAAGCUCCCGUUCAACUUGGCUCUCUUCGUGCUGCCGAUGGCAAAGAAUGAAUUAGAUGAGGCCAAGCACAGAUCAUUCUCUGCAAAUCAAGCCGAGGUUUUUGUGAUCGUUAUAUGUCAGAAAAAUAGACUGCCCAAUACACGAGACUCUUGCUACUGCAGGUCAGUAGGUUCCUUUCUUUGAAGGGGAACCUAUGUUGUAUGAUAAUUUAUUCUUUCAAUACAUGUAUUUGCCUUCUUUCAUGUUGUGGUAUUGAAUUGUUUUCUGCCUAUUUGAGCUCUUAUGUGGCCCCUUUCUCCAUUUGUGCUUGGAUGAAGCCUUCCUGAAAGUCAUUGUCGAGGAAGCAUUUGAGCCGUUACAAGUCAAUGUCUAAUA
This is a messenger RNA of Ilex paraguariensis (yerba mate), 2641 nucleotides long. The record is from the annotation of a GenBank genome assembly. NCBI's taxonomy places the organism in Eukaryota, Viridiplantae, Streptophyta, Magnoliopsida, Aquifoliales, Aquifoliaceae.